Molecule: messenger RNA, 695 nt
Organism: Dermatophagoides farinae (American house dust mite)
Lineage: Eukaryota; Metazoa; Arthropoda; Arachnida; Sarcoptiformes; Pyroglyphidae
Product: fatty acid-binding protein
Molecular function (GO): lipid binding
Source: RefSeq, a predicted model, not a curated record
UUUGUGCUUCAUACGGUAACCAUUCACCGAAUAAUAAAUAACAGUCUUCUCGUGCCCACCAUAAAUUUUUCGACUUUGAUUUUUGAUUUGCUUUCAUCCGAAACAACAAACGACAACAAUGGCCAUCGAAGGAAAAUAUCAAAUGGAAUCUUCGGAACAUUUCGAAGAAUUUGUCAAAGAAAUGGGCCUUGACGUCGACAUGACCAACGUUGAUCUCUCGAAAACUUCGACCAUGGAAAUCUGCAAAGAUGGUGACGUGUAUCACAUCAAAAGCGAAACGGCCGGCAUUGCUCAUGAGAUCAAAUUCAAAGUGGGCGAAGAAUUCGAAGACGACAUGAAUGGACAUAAAUUCAAGAAUGUCGUCACCAUGGAAUGUGAUAACAAAAUGGUGCAGAAGAAAACAUCGGCCGAUGGUGGCAAAGUGGUGAAUGUUGUGAGAGAAUUCACUGAUGCCGGUUGUACAGUGAAAUCCACCUACAACACUGUCACUUGGACUCGUGUCUAUAAACGCAUGUAGAUCAUGAUGAUGGCACAUUAAUCGAGCCAUCAUUGGCUUAUUAUUUGAUUUGGGAUUUUAAAAUUUCUCUCUCUUCUUCUCUCUCUCUCUCUCUGCAUGAGAAUAAAAUUUUUCGUUCGAAUUUCAAAAAUUCAAUUGCAUUCGCCACCGUCAGAUGGCGAAUUUGAUUUUUAAUUUA